Messenger RNA from Biomphalaria glabrata, 1272 nucleotides. RefSeq lists its product as uncharacterized. Lineage: Eukaryota; Metazoa; Mollusca; Gastropoda; Planorbidae. Bases 216 to 944 code for a protein of 242 amino acids. The record is from RefSeq and is a predicted model, not a curated record. The transcript has 6 exons.
AAUAGCUCAUCGGAAAAAUCACUCUCUGUGUUUAGCUAACAGUGAAACUACCGCCACGCAAUGCUAGGAUUAAUCCAAGGUUUGCACUAUAUAUACCAUCUAGAAACAACAGAACUGUGUGAGUUUUGAAUCAUAUAGGUUGUUCUAAAGAACUUAUUGUGAGAUCCUAGGACCUUGUGAAACAGUUUAAUAUAACUGGACCACUAUAUGCCAUCAUGAAUUACGAGGUAGAUUUAGAAAAGAUUGGCAGUGAUUUCCUUGAUAUUAGGAGACAAAGGAACCCAAACGAUGAGCUGCAGACUUAUGGUAAACCUCAAGUUGUGUUAGAUGCUCUCAAAAUCAACGUCAAAGGUGAACCCCAGUGGUCGUUGCAACCGGUGGGAAACAUGAAAACUCAAACGGUCAACUACGAUGCCUAUCGACGAGAUCUGUACAGUGAAUUAACUGUCAGCAAUUCUUCCGUCCUCGGCAACAGUUUUACAAUAAGGCGAGGUCUGGUCAAAGGUAUUAACAAAAAACUGACCAUCCCAGUCACAAGGGAUUGGCAAACCAAACUUAACCAGACAUUUGUAGACUUGUACCCAGGCCAGACAGAGACAGACAGUAAACAAAAUGUGAAUCUCUCCUUGGAAACAUCCCAUCAGAUCAAUGUCAUGUCAUCAAGAUCUGUCGCUAAAAUUGAUGUCACUGAGAGACAUUUCAAAGGGACUGUAUCGUUCAGAGUACGUCUAAAAGGGAAUGUUCUAUUUCUCCGUGGAAGUGGUUCACCGAUUAGAGAGCUGGACAUAUCACAGAUGGUUAAAGAAGUUCAGCAAAGUGGGAGAAGUAGCGCCAAUAAUGUUUACGUUGAACACAAAAAAGGACUCCCCAAGUACGUCUGCUGGGAUAUGGAGGUCAAGGCUGACAUUCUUUGUGAUUUUGAAGAAAACCUUAGAUUGAACUAAACACAAUGGACUAUUUUUUUAAUCGCAUUCUUUUUAUGAGAGAUUUAAUGUUGAAUUUAACAUUUAGUGUAUUCUCAGGAAGUCAUUUGCCUAGUCCUAAAUCUGUUAUUUUGUAUCCCUAGUCUAACAGAUUAAUGCACAAAUAAUUAUUUUUUUUGAAAAAGUGGGGGGCAUGGGGUAAAUGUCUUCUAUGUCUAAAGGGUAGAAGAAUGUUUUUAGAUUAGGUAUGUCCAAGACUAGCCAUUUGAUAAAAUGCAAAGUAUGAUACAUUGUAGAAAUUGCGUGGUGCAUUUAACUCUACAAGAUACGAAUAACAGAAUGAAUAAAU